Messenger RNA from Truncatella angustata, 522 nucleotides. RefSeq lists its product as uncharacterized. The transcript is spliced from 2 exons. NCBI's taxonomy places the organism in Eukaryota, Fungi, Ascomycota, Sordariomycetes, Amphisphaeriales, Sporocadaceae. The record is from RefSeq and is a predicted model, not a curated record. The coding region runs from base 1 to 522 and encodes 173 amino acids.
AUGACUGACUCUGCUGGCUUGCACUUGCUGGUGGAUUCUUCUUGGCACGGCGCAACUUUUCUCUCUUCUGCCACAAAGAUAGACGGUGAUGAACGCUCGUCACUUGGUUGGAUACUGGACCGAGACGGAAACCAGCAAGGAGGCUGUAAGUCGGUUGCGCAGACAGGAGUAACACCCUUUUGCAGGAAGAGACAGAAUAUGGUCGAUGCGUUGCGUGGUGUUGCGUUCGAGGCGACAGAGCGGUGUCCUCAGUGGUCAUCUGCCACGGAUCAGACCCAUAGUGGCUAUCCAAUCGACCCCGUCACCAUAGAAAUAUGGGAGGUUGAACCUGCGUUGAUAGUGCAGAUUGCGUCUGGUCAUUACUUCUUCCAGAACUUCUCCCAGCAUUUGGCACAAACGCAGGUUAUCGAUCGACUGGUGAGCCCGUUUGGAGUAGACAAUGCGGUUAAGCGGGCGCUUGCUCCCGGCGGCCUGGUCACCCCCAAUCCUUGUACAAGUAUCAGUUAUCCGUUGGGGUUAUGA